Molecule: messenger RNA, 1164 nt
Organism: Malania oleifera
Lineage: Eukaryota; Viridiplantae; Streptophyta; Magnoliopsida; Santalales; Ximeniaceae
Exons: 1
Coding region: 376-795 (139 amino acids)
Source: RefSeq, a predicted model, not a curated record
UCAAUCGCUCUUCUAUCGUUCUCUCUCUCGCUGAUAGGUUUUUUUUCUCUCUAAUUUCUCUCCUCCGUCAGUGGCGGAAACGCCGCUAGGCCGCCGUGUGAACGCCGGUUUCCGUUGAUUAGCCCGAUGAUCCGCCCUUUUCGGUUUCCCUCAUUUAAUUCUCUCUCCUUUUCACUUCCUCUUUGAAUUUUUUUUUCUAUUUUUUUUUAACAAAUUUACCCUUGAGACCUUCGACAGUUUACUGUUGCCGCCCAUUAAGAGUGAACCAUUUUUAUUUUUAUUUUUUUACUUUUUCCCGUUAAUCAAACAUCCCCUCCACCAAUUCCGGUAGAUUUUGACGCUUUGUGGGCUGACGUGGCAUGCAUCCAACGGCGAAUGCACAAAACGACGAUGCACCGAGCCGCGACGCACGGCGCGCCCAAUAAGCGCAAAGAAAGAGAGGCCAUCGGCGGCUUCAAGCCGUCACCCGCAAAAUCACUCAGGCCCCCGGCGGCUCAACCCUGCUCGCCCAAACCGGUCCAGCCCAGUUCGGCGAAUCAGCUUCUAGCCGGGUACCUGGCUCACGAAUACCUAACGAAGGGAACUCUAUUCGGUCAAAGGUGGGACCCGGUCGGACCCGAGGCCACCCGGGUCGCCGAGUUGAGGAAAGCGGAACCGAGCCGGAGCAAGGAGGCCGAGCCGGGCGUGGAACAGCACGAUAGGUACGUGGAAGUAGCGAGUCUGCUGAAGUCAGAUGGGGCCCACUUGCCUGGCAUUGUCAACCCGACGCAGCUCGCUCGGUUCUUACAUGUGUGAUUACGUGGCAGCGAGACGCAGCGGGCUGACGUGGGACGUCGUGAUUGGCUGGGCAACGCUGUUCUUUUUCUUAUUCUAAUUCUUCUUCGAUCUCCUUCUCUCCCGAUCUCUCUCUCCGUGGAGAGCGGAAGCCGCGCUCGCAGGUGAGUACGUAGUUGUUAGCUAGUCUUUCUGUAUGGAUGGAUGGAUGCGAGCAUGAGCACGCAUGCAUGUCUAUGUAUGUAUGUGCAUGUCGUGUAUGAUCAUGUGAUGCGAUAUGAUAUGAGAUGAUACAUAGUACUCAUGUAUGAUCAAUAAUAUGAUAUGAGAUGAUACAUAGUACUCAUGUAUGAUCAAUAAUAUGAACAGAUAGUUUUUAAUUUUUCAAAA